AUAAAGCUUUAUUCAACUCGUUUUCUCAAUACCAGCUCUCGAUGUGGACUAGACUUUCAAAAAGAGUGGAUGCGGUUCCGCAGGUUAAAAGAAAACCGGGAAUGCAAUUAAAGACCUCUACGCCACCAAAACCCUACUGCGAAAAUGUCUACAUGAGUGAGCCAAUCUCGCCCCUAAGACGAUUACCUAGCGUCACAAUAUCAUCACUGGUCAAAGAACACUCCUCGAAGGCCAUGAGGUUAGGAAACAUAGCGGCAGGGGCAUUUGCUGUGGAUAUGCUCGGCUGGUGGUUAUUAUACAUCGCUGCUGCAGACGAUGGUGUAUAAUGAAUCGAGAGCGGUGGACCAACAGACCCGUCAUUGGGUGGUCACACAACAGGGGCGCACUCCUCUUCAUCAAAAAGAGUCCGCGGUCGAUUGCAACUGCGCACUAAAAUAACACUCUAUAUUUCGUGUUUUUUAUAGUUUCGUUGUUUUUUUUUUCCGCAUACGGUCUUCGGUGUUACAAGACGUCAGUACUAUUAUGGUGCAUAUGAAGAUCAUCUAAUCAGAAAUAAACAAUGAUAUCACCGUGCCAAUUCUGAUCAAUUGCAUAUUGUACCAAUCAGCAUUUUGAACCUUUUUGCUGGCCACGAGUCAACAGGGGAUACCUUCCGUCAUGGAGCUUUCGGUGUCAGUCGACAUCCUGGAAUUUUCGUUAAGACGCCAUUUGACGUGCAAUCGGAUACCGCAAUUUUUUCAUUUUUUUCGUUCGUAAUAGAGAGUUCCUACUAUAAACAAAUUUUAAGAUGGAAAAAACUUCAGUUAUUUCUAAUCAUGCUAAUCUUAUGGUUCAUAUAACUAUCGAUGUUCUCCUAUAUCCCGUGGAUCAUCUAUGUUUCUAUCCAUCUGUACAUGCGCAUUGUGAGAGUCAUGUCUAUCAUUUGGUACUAUAUUGCACGGCGAUGGACCAAAAUUUUUGUACCCAUGAUUUCUCUUAGAGAGAUCGAAAGAGCUAAAUCUCAAUAUAAAGAAAUAGAGCAUGUUGGAUAUAUUCUGUCGUUUGAGAAUCCUUUUGGACGAAACCGUUGUGGGAUCGAUGCGGUUAGUCGACUAAUCGCCUUAUCAGUAGUCAUCGGUGUCAAAUUCAUGACUAUUUUCCUCCCUUACAAGCUCGACGCCCUAGAAAAACAAAAAAUUCUGAAAAGAGUCACCUUCUAUCAUAAACAAUUUUGGCCAGAUUUAGUUCAGAAGAAUAUCUCUAUCGUCGUCUCUAUUUUAGAACGUCUAUCUGCAUACACUCCUGAAGAUGAAGACAAGAUCUUAGAAUAUGUGAAGUAUUUGGUUGAAAAGAAAAAACAAUUCAAUGCUGCUAGAGCUCUGUCAGCUGAGCCUAUUACUUCGUGGGGACUUCUCAAUCACAAACUCAAGAUCCUGACGGAAUUUGAAAGUUUUUAUGGUCAAGACCUUGACGAAGAUGAUAAAUUCUACCCACGAAUACCUGUAAUUAGCAAUUUUUGUAACAAUAACUAUACUGAAUCGAUAACCGCUGAAAAGCUAUCUACUUGUAAAGAUAGCAUUUUUGAAAAAAAUGAUAAUCCACCAACCGAAUACGAGCUGGCGGAUACCGUUCAAAUCACUUUUUCUGGCCCAGAAGACUCCAAAGACUCCCUCGUUCAGCUGACCAGACUAUUAGCCAGGGGUGUUCUAAGAGAUAAGCUGAGUCCUGCAAAUAUUGACCAGGCUCUAAUUCAUGCUAUUUUAACUCGCGUAAACGGCAAGGCAUGGCCAGAAAACAAAGUAAUUAUCAACUUCAAUUCGCAUCCUUUCACUUGUGGCUAUCCCGCUUGGCAGCUGAGAUACCCAGAAAUUGUGUGCACGAGCCCUCUCGCUGAAGACUUUAAUUCCAUGUGGGCACAGCUUGACAGCGCUUUUCUAACCUACUCCCGUACCGUGCAAAGGUAUGGUAAAUAA
This is a messenger RNA of Schistocerca gregaria, 1952 nucleotides long. RefSeq lists its product as uncharacterized. The record is from RefSeq and is a predicted model, not a curated record. Gene Ontology annotation, cellular component: dehydrodolichyl diphosphate synthase complex; endoplasmic reticulum membrane. Gene Ontology annotation, molecular function: ditrans,polycis-polyprenyl diphosphate synthase [(2E,6E)-farnesyl diphosphate specific] activity. NCBI's taxonomy places the organism in Eukaryota, Metazoa, Arthropoda, Insecta, Orthoptera, Acrididae. Bases 846 to 1952 code for a protein of 368 amino acids. The transcript has 4 exons.